This is a messenger RNA of Arabidopsis arenosa, 1107 nucleotides long. The record is from the annotation of a GenBank genome assembly. NCBI's taxonomy places the organism in Eukaryota, Viridiplantae, Streptophyta, Magnoliopsida, Brassicales, Brassicaceae.
AAGAGACAAUUGAAGGGAACAAAACCAUCACCUGGAAAAUUAUAUACCCUCUUUGCCCCUCAUGGAUUCUUCCAGCGGAAAGCCAAGAUCAUCUGAUUCCUCAUGCAUCGUUUCUGCAUCCACCACUCUUCCAUUUCCAGAUUCCCCAAAGCUGAGCCUAAAAAAUUACAACAGAGACGCAGAAGCGGCACAAGAAGAAGAUGAUCAUGACCAAACAGAAGGAGAGGAAGGUGUAAGGCUUGAACUUAUGCUAGCAGGAUAUGAUUCUAGUCAACCACAGCUCAAUCAAGAACUCAAUCUCCUCAACUGCUUAGAGGCAGGUGUAGUCACUCCAAGGUUUAACGGGUCAAGUUCCACUGAACAGAAGCUCUUCUCAUGCAACUACUGUCAAAGAACAUUCUACAGCUCACAGGCGCUUGGUGGUCACCAAAACGCCCACAAAAGAGAAAGGACUUUGGCAAAGCGAGGGCAACGGAUGGCAUCUGCCGCAGCUUUCGGGCAUCCAUAUGGUUUUGCUCCAGUCCCGUUCCAUGGGCAGUACAGCAACAGAUCCUUGGGUAUUCAGGCGCACUCAAUGAGUCACAAGCUAAGUUCAUAUAACGUUUUUGGUGGUGAGUAUGGUCAGAUCAAUUGGUCAAGGAUACCACUAGUUCAGCAACCAGCCAUAGGAAAACUAACUUCAACAGAGAAUCAUUAUAAUCAUCAUCAGAUGAUGAUUGCUCCACCGUUGACUUCCACAUGUGAAAACAUCGGUAGGUUCGAUGUUGGAAGGAUUCCAGUAGAUUUCCCAACUUCCGAACUAUGGCAGAGAGGCGAGGAAUUGUUGAAGCCAGCUGAAGAAGAGCAGCAGAAGAACCUUGACUUGUCCCUUAAACUCUGAAAUUCUUUUCUUUUCAUUUUUUUGGGUUUUGCUCUGAAAUUGUUUUCCUUGAGCCAAGUCUCUCCUCGAGCUUUCUUUUCUUUGUGCUGGUUUUUCGUUGUCAUUGAUGUCUACACCAGUAUUAUUCAAGGGUUAGUAAUCUUGUGAGUAUAUUUUCUACCAUAGAUUUAUGAUGUACAUCUUUCCAUAUUUCUACAAGUUUGAGUUAAUCAACUAGACAUCAAUGG